ACUCUCUUCAGUUAAUGGAUGUUUGAUACACGCGAGAUGGACGGACAGUUUUCCCGAAAAUCAGUGCCAUGCUUCUACGAGUUGGAGACUCCGGUGGUGGUGCGGACUAUGAAGUUUGUGGAGAAGCACUGCGGGAUCUCGCUGUGGCCGUGCUCCAAGAAGGACGUCAUUGGCAGUGACAAGGGCCCGCUACUCAUCAUGAUUUGUCCUGUCACAUACAGCUCCAACAGAGACGCCACAGCUCUCCUCGACUCGGUGCGAGAUGGUCCAGACGUAUUUCUGGUUUUGAUUAAGACGGUGUCUGAUAGAGGGAAGGAUUCAGACGACUUGUCUCGGUUUUUAGACACAUUAGAAGUGCAGACGAGAAACAGAGUUGGCGGUUCGUGCGUUCUUUUCUUUUCAAAUACAGACGCCUUCAAAAUGUUCAAGCUAGAUAACCAGAACGCUAUGCACGAAAUUAAGAAGGUUGUCAAACAAAUCUCUCAAGGCAAGAAGUGGUCGUCUGCUUUACCGACAGCUAGUCAGGUUGAGCCUCAGUUUCGUACUUUGACCGUGCAGACAAACUCGCUGCAUCAAUCCCCACCUUCUCCAAAUGUCACUAGAAAUCAGGGAACUAUACAAAUAGUAAACACCCCACAUGCACCGACCCAAAACCUUACUUCACAGCAAACGACAUCUUCGUCAUUACAAGUUGUUCCAGUACAACAGCCAACUGUUACGUCAUCAAAAUUUGAGGACGCGUGGAAAGUUGCUAGACCCGCAACAACUGUUUCUGCUCCCCAGACGUCAACAGGAUUCGAUCAGGCGUGGACCAUUCCUCGACCAGUAGCCGCAGUUUCGAAUUCUCCGAUACCAAAUCUUCCUCCACCACCAGGUUCACACAUACAGCCGGCUGACAACAUAAAACCAUCUGUAAAUGUCACGCCAGUUCCAAAUGUCAGUUUUAGCAGCUCAAAAAACUUGGAUGUAUUCUACUACUUCCCUAAAGGAAGCAACAUCGAGACUCAGACGGUGCAGUACGUGGAGAGCAGGGCGAACGUGACGAUGAAGGCGUGUAAACCACAGAACCUGAUGGUCGUCAGUCCACUGCUGUUGUUCGCCCCCUGCCACAAACAGAACGAGGACGACGCCAAGGCCGCACUCAAACAAGCAAGGGAUGGCGAUGACGUCUUCCUCGUCUUGAUCGAGCCCAUCUACCAGGACAACUCCAAGGCGAAGCCGGUCCAUGUGAGCGACCACGUGAAGGACAGACUCGGAGCCCUGGCGUCCCUGACGUAUUCCGUGGACUGCCACUGCUUCACCGAGAGCAGCGACAACUUGGCAACUCUGGGCGAGAUUCGAACCUUCUUCAACGCAAACGACCUUCUCGACGGCCAGUGCGCGAUGGAGGCGGACACACAUGCUACUUUCCUAACGCUCGAAGUUCGAGAUCCGUCUGACUCUUACGAGAGCUACGUGUAGUGAGUGUAUUGUGGACUAGGCGGAAUUGAAGGCACGACAUUGGCAAUGAGGGCAGAAGCCUAGAACUAUCGAGAUGUAAGACAUGUUGUAUCGUAUGGAUAGUAGACAAUAGCUAAACAAAACAGAAGAAGCCUGGACAAACAGGCAAUUGCAGCAUGUUGCAUGCGUUUUUUGUGUGGGCUUUCGUUGGAGUAAGAGAUGACACUUUAUUGAAAUGAUGGAAACAAGAUAUAAAUGUUUAAAGAUUUCCACAUAAACACUAUUUGGCCGAAUUUACAAAGCCUUCGUUCGUGUAAGAGAUAAUAUUUUAUUGGAAAAAAAGAAAGAACACAUUCCCUUUAUG
Messenger RNA from Gigantopelta aegis, 1804 nucleotides. RefSeq lists its product as uncharacterized. Bases 19 to 1461 code for a protein of 480 amino acids. The transcript has 5 exons. Lineage: Eukaryota; Metazoa; Mollusca; Gastropoda; Neomphalida; Peltospiridae. The record is from RefSeq and is a predicted model, not a curated record.